AUGACUAUACCUCAGCAGGAUCAAGAAGUGCGUGGCGCCAAGAAAAAGGCUAUCGAAAAUGCAGUUUGGAAUCAAGACAAACCAAGAUGCAAGAAUGCAACAGCAACAUCAGGCCAAGACUGUCCUGCCCAAAAAAAGAGAACUGUCGCGUCACCAACACCUACUCCAAGUCAGAACUCCAGCUCCAAGUCAAACAGGACUGCAUCAACAAAGCCGUCAACACUGAGUGCAUCAAUACACUUAAAACUCGGUUAUGGUACUUACAUAGAAAAAACUUGGGCACUGGCAGAGCAUCAGCACAACUUGGUGGAUACAGAUAGCAACUCGUCUAAUGAUGGUAUCUUGCAGGAAGCUGCACUGAUGGUUAAUAAGCAAGCACGUUAUCGACAACCAGCCAAACUCUGCCAAACAUAUGCUAUGCAAGAUGUGGCAUUGCCUGAAGAAGAUGAUGAUGAUGAGCAGAGUGGUGCUGACUCUGAUGAUGCUUGGCCCAGGGACAAACCGAGUUGGGACAGCUUAACUGAUUCAGAUGGUAACAAGAGUGCCACUGGCAGCGAGAAUGAAGAUUUGGCUGCGAUGCUGCUUUUUGAUGAGGUCACGUCACUCGUCACCAACAAGCAGCAGGGAGCAUCGAAAUCACGUGGCACUUCAAAAUCGGAGUUUGCCCGAGAUCACAAACAAGUGGCUGAGACUCCAACUUGGGCCAAUCUGGAUGUCGAAGACGCAGUUUCGGAGUCCAUUGAAGAUCCCUCAACUGGUGGCGACUCGUCAGAAUUUCAUUCUGACAACGAAGGCACUGCACCAAAACUUACCUCUGACACUCAAUCAUCGAAGACUUGGAGUAUCGCCUCUCUCGUUCGAACAGAAGGCAGAAAGGUGAAGUUACUUGAUCAGAACUUAGAGACUCGCAAAGUUCUUCAGUCUGCAAUCAUGGAAGUCAAGUGCCAUCUUUUUUUCGCCAACGGCUAUCCUGAACUGGUUGACAAGAACCAAGUCGCGCUGCAAGCAUUGAUAGUUGUUGCUGAAAAAUGUGGUGUGCAUGCAAUCAAAGAACGUCUUCAAUCGGACGAACGGUAUGUGUCACAACUUGGUAGCUUAGUGGAUGCUCAUGUUCCAAUAUUGCACUGUGAGCUGAAGGAAGACGCAUGUGCACAUGCCAAUGGUUACUUUCGCCUUGGACACACCGACACUGGGAAAGCUGCAGCGAGAAGGCUAUUGGAGAAGCUUACAUAUAUAUAUGCCUUGAAGUUUGAUAUCAAUAACGAGGCUUCGCCCAUUGGAAAGAAGCCCUACCAGGCUCUUUCAUAUGUAGCUCAAGGACAGCGCCUUGAAAUCCCUAUCCCUUUGCUGGCAUUGGUCACAACUGCGGUGUACGCAGCCCUUCUGUGGAAGUCGCAAGGUUCACCAUCCAAAUUCAACUUUACAGGAAAUUUAUUCAGCGAGACAUACAACUACCAUGUCAGGUUCCUGGAAAAACUGAAGAAGGACGCACCUGUGAAAUUCCACCAUAUGAUGGCCGACAUCUAUGAGGCUGCACAGAGGUUGCGAUACAGUGGCGCCGCUGCCAGUGGCCAUGCUGCUGAGCUGGAAGCAUUUGAGUUACUUGACCUCAACAAUAUGGAAGAAGACUGA
Suillus paluster is the source of this 1632-nucleotide messenger RNA. RefSeq lists its product as uncharacterized. The record is from RefSeq and is a predicted model, not a curated record. Bases 1 to 1632 code for a protein of 543 amino acids. The transcript has 11 exons. Lineage: Eukaryota; Fungi; Basidiomycota; Agaricomycetes; Boletales; Suillaceae.